Molecule: messenger RNA, 660 nt
Organism: Cooperia oncophora
Lineage: Eukaryota; Metazoa; Nematoda; Chromadorea; Rhabditida; Trichostrongylidae
Source: the annotation of a GenBank genome assembly
AUGUGCCCGUUUCUUUCCAGGGAAGCUGAAGCUACUCUUUACGAAUCAACAUUGGAAAUUACUCUAUGGAAUAAUCGCGAAGUUGAGGGCAACGUAUGGCUUUGUGAAGCUCAUGUCGCUCUUGCAAUUCCUUGUACAGAAACCAGUGUCAGCACGAUGCAUGGAGAGCGUAUUCGUGAGGCUUUCGUCAGGUUUCGGUCAUGUAAUCGUAAACAUUUAUUCGUGAUCCCUCGUUCCGAGAUUCCUUCCAACCAGCAGAAGUUCGAAGUCUCCAUUGAGAUUCGUAAAAUUGUUGGUUAUCGUUGGAAAUCGAUGUUUACAACUGAUUUCUCCAAACCGUCCAUUCUUUCGGAUUUGUGCAUCGCGUUCCCGAAUACAUCUCGCAAACUCUAUGUCAAUUCACAGUACCUGUCCGUACAUUCACCAUACUUUGCGCAACGACUUGCAACACCCACUACUAGACAGAACAGUGCUUCGCUUGCCGAUCACACUUCAGAAGUGGACGAUAUGAGCGAUUACGAUGUGAUGAGCUUGAAGUUCCAAGGCAACGACGGAUCAUCUGAUGCAGGCGAUGGAAUAUUUACACUUGACGAUGUGGAACUUGAAGACUUCCUUGUAUUCCUCAACGCGAUUUAUCCGCCUGGCAUUACAAUAACAAGU